AUGACAAAAAGAAAAUCAACUACUGAUGAAUUAGGCUUGGCUUUAAUUAAUAAAAAACCGAAAAAUGAUGUUGCACUUAUAUCUUCCCGUGAAAAAACGGUUAUUCCAGCGGGAGUUGAUAGAACUUCAAGUUUAAUGUCUCCUAUAAUGCUUAUGGAAGGACAUUUAGGGGAAAUAUUCACCGUUGGUUUCCAUCCGGAGGGGCAGUACCUGGCAUCAGCCGGCUUUGACAGGCAAAUUUUUUUAUGGAAUGUAUAUGGAGAAUGUGAAAAUAUUUCUUUGAUGCUUGGACACAGUGGUGCAAUAAUGGAAUUGCACUUUUCAACAGAUGGAAAUUCAAUUUUUACUGCCAGUACCGACCAGACUGUUGGAAUUUGGGAUAUCGAGUCAGGAACAAGAAUUAAAAGACUUAAGGGUCACACAAGCUUUGUCAACUCAUGCCAAUCAGCUCGAAGAGGUCCCACUCAAAUCGUAAGCGGCUCAGAUGAUUGUUCUAUAAAAGUUUGGGAUCCCAGAAAAAAAGGUCAAUGUGUGACACUAAAUAAUAUAUAUCAAGUAACAUCUGUUACAUUCAAUGAUACAGCAGAACAAGUUAUAUCUGGUGGUAUUGAUAAUGACUUAAAGGUGUGGGAUUUAAGAAAAAAUUCAAUUUUAUAUGAACUUAAAGGUCACACUGAUACAAUAACUGGAAUUUCACUAUCGCCAGAUGGUUCUUAUAUAUUAUCAAAUGCCAUGGACAAUUCCCUUAGAAUUUGGGAUGUAAGAGCUUUUGCUCCACAAGAAAGAUGUGUCAAAAUUUUUACAGGACAUCAGCAUAAUUUUGAAAAGAAUUUGCUUCGAUGUUGCUGGUCCCCAGAUGGGUCAAAAAUAUCUGCAGGUUCUGCAGAUCGUUUUGUUUACAUUUGGGAUACAACUUCUAGAAGAAUUUUAUAUAAAUUGCCAGGGCACAAUGGAAGUGUGAACGAUGUUAAAUUUCAUCCCAAAGAACCAAUAAUUUUAUCCUGUUCUAGUGAUAAACAAUUAUACAUGGGAGAAAUUGAAGCAUAA
Pediculus humanus corporis (human body louse) is the source of this 1047-nucleotide messenger RNA. RefSeq names its product WD-repeat protein, putative. The record is from RefSeq and is a predicted model, not a curated record. Gene Ontology annotation, cellular component: catalytic step 2 spliceosome. Gene Ontology annotation, molecular function: RNA binding; protein binding. The coding region runs from base 1 to 1047 and encodes 348 amino acids. The transcript has 7 exons. NCBI's taxonomy places the organism in Eukaryota, Metazoa, Arthropoda, Insecta, Psocodea, Pediculidae.